AUGAGCCCUCCACGACAACCUUCUCGUGACCCACGACUCAACAGAGGUCCUCCCGGUCCUUCAUCCACACCUCUCCGACCCACGCCCAUCAAAACUCAAGACAACAAUUCCAAGAUCCCCUUCGUUCAGGGCAUCUCCGAUCUCGUAAACAGCGCUGUGAAAACGAGCAGUGUUCAGGCGGAAAAGGAUACACUGAAGAAGGGCCAGGAACUGGCUCAGGGCCUCCUUCAGAAAGCUCAGGGGCAGAAAGCAUUCCCGUCUCUUAUCGAAUACUUUCAGCAGGCCAGUGAUGAACACCGAGCGAAGUUGGGUCGAUUGGAGGAGACCUCGAGGGACCUUAGAUCGCAGAUCGAACAGCACGAAAGGGACCUUAACAAUCAAUGGACUACGUCCAUAUUCUCAACUACUCGAAUCGACGAAAAACGGCUACAAGAUGAAGUCAAAGCCGCCAAAGACGAGGCCGAAGCUGCCAAGAAAGACGCUGCGCAAGCGAAAGCCGAAGUGUCGAGGCUGACAGAAUCGAAUCAAUCGAUGGAGAAGAUGUUAGAAGAUUUCCGGGAAAGGCUGGAAAAGAUGGAACGAGCUUCAACGGGACGCACUGCCGACGUCAAAUAUCUUUUGGAAACGAGCACAAAACUUGGGGCAGCUUUCAAUAAGCUGGACUCUGGUGAGCUUUCAGUGGAGGUAACGAACAAGCUUUGCCAAAACGUUACAGCACGACUACAGCCUCAGAUCGAAGGAGUAAAACACUUAAAUACAAAGUUGGACGCGAGAGUGGCCAAGGUCGAAGAGGAAAUUGCGCCGUUAAAAGCUCUCCCUUCGAAGGUCGAUGAAAUUGGCGAUCUUGUUCAAGAACAUGCCAAAAAGCUGACACAGUCCAACGUUGACAAGACCGUGAAGCUGUACAAACAGAUCAACUCUGUCGUCCCCCGCCUUCAAGAUAUGACGUCCCGUCUUGAAAAGGUUGAAGCUAUGGCUCCCCGUCUGGAAACGGUGGAAGCUAUGGGUCCCCGCCUUGAAACGGUUGAAGUCAAGUUAAACCAGUCCAACAAUUCUGUCGCAGUCCCCAAUGGCAGCUCGCUCUCAAAGACAGGAAUGCCCUUAGAGCGACUGCGAGAGUUCGCCACGAAGCAGGAGCUCCAGAAAUUCAUCGAUUUUCAGAAGGACAAGGAUUUUGACGUAUAUGACGAGCUGACAAAAGUACAAUCGUCUGUCGGUGACGUCCAGAAGCAGCUGGAUACCUUGAAAGACGAACAUAGCCAACGCUCCAGCCAGGUUGUAGCUUUGCAGGCCGAUUCUACGAAGUUUUCAGAGCAAAUCGCGGCUGCCAAGGCUGAGACCACCAGGAUUUCUGAUGACAUGAAACAUCUGGCCCCUAUGACUGCAUUACAACAGCUCUGGGGCACUAUGAAUACAUUUCAUCAGAACUUGGAAGGAUGCAGAGUUGGGUUGCAUUCACUGGAAACGAGGUAUAACAGUCUGUCGACGGAGCCUGUCGUUAAGAGUAUGGUGGUCGCCAUGCAGGAGAUGUAUCCAUCGGCUGGACAACUGACCGAUCAAGUUGCACAGCUGAGGCAGCGACUUGAAGAAGAAUUGCCUACGCUCAAACAACGGAUGGAUACAUUGUCCGAGACUGAAAAUGAUCAUUUUAAUCAAUGGCAGCACACUGCAGCCCAACGCCUGGACGAUAUCAAUCGGCUGAGGAAUGACCAUACCAAUCUUAACCACACACUGACCCCUCUCUGGGAACGAUAUGCGGCCGAACGAAAAUUGCCCAGUGAAGAUGACGUGAAAAAUCUCAGUACCGAGUUGGGCUUGUUACGAGAAAAGCUUGCCAGCCUUGCAUCCCAGACUAGCGAGAUUAAAACGCAGUCAAACUUGUGCAAAGAGGGCCAUGGAAAGAACUAUGGUGAACUCGCCGAGAAGAUCCAAACCAUGACGGCAGAACUCCAAGGGCUAAAGGACGCGUUCAAGGAGAUGAAGUCCACAAAUAAGGAUAAUUCCAGAAUCGUCAAGGACCUAAUGGGCCAGGUCGACAAGUUGGGAGACGGAUUAACGGAGAUCACGUCAACAAACACGGGCAACUCAGCAGUGACGACUCUCGAGACUGAGUUGAAAAAGCUGGGAGAUAAGUCACUGGAACUUAUGUCAACAAACACAGGCAACUCUGAGACACUGAAAGCUCUAGAAACCGAGCUGAAGAAGUUGGGACAUGAACUGGCUGAAGUCAAGUCAAGCAAUUUGGAGAAUUUCAAAUCACAUGACAAAGACCUGAAGACUUUGUCCACGAACAUAGAUGACGUCGAAAAUAGGGUCCUGGAGACACUCGAAAAGAAGUUGACAGAUACCUUGUCAGAGGCUCUUCAAUCCAACGCAAGCCAGCCGAUCGAGAGUCAACCGGAAAAUGAACUGUCGGCCGCGGUCCUUCCACGAUCAGAAAGCCCCGUGGAAACGCCGCGGUCAACGGUCGAAAACGGCUCGCUAUUGCCGAAAAAAAAGCAGAAGAAACGGCUCCGACCUUCGGCUUCUGAGGAUGAACGCUCUUCUCUCCCGUGUGGGUCAUCAAAUCUCGUGUCGUCACCACAACUAAGUACUCAAGAGACUCCGGUGGAGGGCAAUCGGCGGAAGAAACGGAAGAAGAAGGGAGAUGCCAGAGCAGAAGCGAGGAAAGAGGAUGCGAUCCUCAUUGAGGACGAUUGA
This is a messenger RNA of Aspergillus terreus NIH2624, 2700 nucleotides long. RefSeq lists its product as uncharacterized. Lineage: Eukaryota; Fungi; Ascomycota; Eurotiomycetes; Eurotiales; Aspergillaceae. The record is from RefSeq and is a predicted model, not a curated record. The coding region runs from base 1 to 2700 and encodes 899 amino acids. The transcript has a single exon.